Hemibagrus wyckioides is the source of this 2423-nucleotide messenger RNA. Its product is annotated as ornithine decarboxylase-like. The transcript is spliced from 11 exons. Gene Ontology annotation, molecular function: ornithine decarboxylase activity. The coding region runs from base 322 to 1698 and encodes 458 amino acids. Gene Ontology annotation, cellular component: cytoplasm. Lineage: Eukaryota; Metazoa; Chordata; Actinopteri; Siluriformes; Bagridae. The record is from RefSeq and is a predicted model, not a curated record.
GCCCUGGAAACCACUGAACUAUAUAUGAAUGCCGGCGCAUCCCCGGCCUCAUUCAGAACAGAGCACGCCGGCUGGGUGAUCAAGGAAACGCGGGCUUUUUCAUUUUAUUUCCCAGAUUCUGGUCUAAUGGGCAAAAAUCUUUGUAAAUGCUUUUUAAGAUCACUCGCUUGAGCAAAGCACACACUGGCCCUGGCCUUGAGGCUUAUCUGAAAGGAUUUAACUUCACUGGGGAGCCGCCUUGGGUGCGCUGAACCUCUGACAUUUAAUAAUUCCAUCUCUUUCUGUCCAAUUUCCUUUGCAUUCGGAACUUGCUUUCUGACCAUGACUUCGUUCGACAACUUUGAAUUUUCCUUCCUGGAGGAGGGGUUCUGUGCACGCGACAUCAUUGAUCAGAAGAUCAAUGAGUCCACCUAUUCAGAUGACAAGGAUGCUUUCUAUGUGGCAGACCUGGGGGAUGUCCUUAAGAAGCACCUUAGAUGGGCACGUGUCUUGCCUCGUGUCACACCUUUCUAUGCCGUGAAAUGCAAUGAUAGCAGGGCUGUUGUAGAGACUCUGGCAACACUGGGAGCAGGCUUUGACUGCGCAAGCAAGACUGAGAUCCAGCUUGUGCAGUCUCUGGGAGUGGAGCCCAGUAGGAUCAUUUAUGCCAACCCUUGUAAGCAGGUGUCACAGAUCAAGUAUGCUUCUGCACAUGGAGUGCAAAUGAUGACCUUUGAUAGUGAAGUGGAGCUAAUGAAGGUUGCUCGUAGCCAUGACAAUGCAAAAUUAGUGUUGCGUAUCGCUACAGAUGACUCUAAGGCAGUGUGCAGGCUGAGUGUGAAGUUUGGAGCCACAUUGAAAGGCAGCAGGCUGCUUUUGGAGCGGGCAAAGGAGCUAGGACUGGACAUCAUUGGAGUCAGCUUUCAUGUAGGCAGCGGCUGCACUGACCCAGAGACGUAUGCCCAGGCCAUUGCAGAUGCACGCUGUGUUUUUGACAUGGGGGCUGAACUGGGCUACAAUAUGACCCUGCUGGAUAUUGGUGGUGGCUUCCCUGGCUCUGAUGAUUCCAAGCUGAAGUUUGAGGAGAUUACUGCUGUAAUCAACCCCGCACUGGAUAAGUACUUUCCUGUAGACUCUGGUGUGAGGAUAAUUGCUGAGCCUGGCCGAUUCUAUGUGGCUUCUGCAUAUAUGCUAGCUGUCAAUAUCAUUGCUAAGAAAGUCAACAUGAAGGAGCAAUCAGGCUCUGAUGAUGAAGAUGAUGGGACCAAUGACAGAACUCUAAUGUAUUAUGUCAAUGAUGGUGUUUAUGGAUCUUUUAACUGCAUCCUUUUUGAUCACGCACAUGUGACACCCAUUGUACACAAGAAGCCCAAGCCCGAUGAGCGCAUGUACCCAUGCAGCAUCUGGGGUCCUACCUGCGAUGGCCUGGACCGCAUUGUGGAGCUGUGUACCCUGCCUGAUCGGCAGGUAGGAGACUGGCUGUUGUUUGAAAACAUGGGUGCUUACACGGUAGCUGCCUCGUCCACCUUUAACGGCUUCCAAAAGCCAGACAUCUAUUACGUCAUGUCCAGAUCCGCUUGGCAAUGCAUGCAGCAGAUCCAUGCCCAUGGGAUGCCUGCUCUGGUGGAGGAACAGAGCCCUGGGAACAUGCCAGGCCACUGCGGCCGUGAAAGCACCCUGGAGCUGCCAGCGAAGUCCUGUGCCGCCCGCGUUCUCUAAGUCAGCAUAAAUGCAGUACUGUGUGGUGCUGCAUUAAUUCGUUACAUAAAUGGACUCUAUUGAUGGUCCUCUAAUGAAGAAAGUCUUGGUGCCCAGUGUCACUAAAUAACAGUUACAUUCUACCAUAUAACUGUAACUGCUCCAUGAUGGUGCAUUUGCCCAGAAUAUUGCAGAUGCAAUUUUUUUUUUUUUAAAUUAUCAUUAUUAUUAUAUAAUUUUGCAGUUGUUUAAUUGUCAUAAAUGUUGCUUCCUUUUUACACAGAUACUUAACCAGGAAAUAGGGAAAACAUGAAUGUCUUUCCUUUUACUGUGUUUUCUGGUGGUCUGUUGCUGUUUUACAACCCACUCCCCUAAACAUGCAGUUAAAUACACCAUCAGCAAUGCAGUUUGAAUCUAUUUAACCACUACAAUGGACCACUGUAUUAAGGAGCUUGGCAUGACUUUUUUUUUUUUUUUUUUUUUUUUCCUGACCAUUCACAGAAACCCUACACAUUCCUUGUGUUUCGUUACUUUGAAGUUUUUUUUUUUGUUUGUUUUUUAGUUGCUGUCGUUUUCUUUCCUUAUUUGUUCAGUAGAAAGAUGUUAAUGAUAAUUGUUUAAAAGUAGCAUUAUUUAUGACCAUGAUGCAUUUGAAAAUGGAUAUGAAAGAGAUGGGAUUGCAUACAUACUGCUUUCCUAUGGAAACUUUUUUUUAUUUGUUUUUAUAAAUAAAACCUCAAACACCA